CACCUCCAGAGCCAUGGAAGUAAUUGUGCUUUUCAGGAUAAUUUCAUUCAGACAAGCAGUUUACUUCAUGUGCCUGUUUGCUGCAGUUUCCUGUGGAUGCUUGCCUCAACUACAUAAAAAUACCUUCUUCCGAGGUGGGGAUGUAUCUGCCAUGUACACCCCUAGUGCCCGACACUGCCAGAUGAUGUGCACCUUCCAUCCUAGAUGUUUGCUGUUUAGUUUUCUUCCUGCAGAUUCAACUAGUGUCACAGACAAAAGGUUUGGUUGCUUCUUGAAAGACAGUGUUACAGGAAUGCUGCCAAGAGUGUUGCGGAAAAAUGCAAUUUCUGGACAUUCCUUGAAGCAAUGUGGCCAUCAAAUUAGGGCUUGCCACCGUGAUAUUUAUAAAGGAAUUGAUAUGAGAGGAGUCAAUUUCAACGUGUCUAAGGUGAAAAGCGUUGAAGAAUGCCAGAAAAGGUGCACCAACAGCAUCCACUGCCUUUUUUUCACAUAUGCCACGCAAGCAUUCAACAAUGCAGAGUACCGGAACAACUGCCUAUUAAAGCACAGUCCAGGAGGAACACCUACUAGUAUAAAGGUGCUGGCUAACGUGGAAUCUGGAUUUUCACUGAAGCCCUGUGCAGACUCGGAAAUUGGCUGCCACAUGGACAUUUUCCAGCAUCUCGCAUUUUCAGACGUGGAUGUUGCCAGAGUUAUUGCACCAGAUGCUUUUGUAUGUCGCACCAUUUGCACCUACCACCCCAACUGCCUUUUCUUCACCUUUUAUACUAAUGCCUGGAAGAUAGAGUCACAAAGAAAUGUUUGUUUCCUUAAGACGUCCCACAGUGGGACACCGAGCUCCCCCACUCCUCAGGAAAACGCCAUUUCUGGAUACAGCCUCUUAACCUGCAAACAAACUUUGCCUGAGCCCUGCCAUUCCAAAAUUUACUCAGAAGUGGAUUUCGAAGGAGAAGAAUUGAAUGUGACUUUCGUUCAAGGAGCGAAUCUUUGCCAAGAGACUUGCACGAAGACAAUCCGCUGUCAGUUUUUUACUUAUUCGUUACACCCAGAAGACUGUAGAGGAGAAAAGUGUAAGUGUUCCUUACGAUUGUCUUCGGAUGGCUCCCCCACCAAGAUUACACAUGGGAUGCGUGCAAGCUCUGGUUAUUCUCUGAGGUUGUGUAGAAGUGGGGACCACUCUGCCUGUGCAACAAAAGCAAACACACGCAUUGUUGGAGGAACCGACUCUUUUUUGGGAGAAUGGCCCUGGCAAGUCAGCUUGCAGGCGAAGCUCAGAGCUCAAAACCACCUGUGUGGAGGGUCAAUCAUUGGACACCAGUGGGUCCUAACUGCUGCCCAUUGCUUUGAUGGGCUUUCCCUGCCGGAUAUUUGGCGCAUUUAUGGUGGCAUUUUAAAUAUAUCAGAGAUAACAAAAGAAACACCUUUCUCACAAGUAAAAGAGAUUAUUAUUCACCAAAAUUAUAAAAUCUUGGAAAGUGGUCAUGAUAUUGCCUUACUAAAACUUGAGACUCCUUUGAAUUAUACUGAUUUCCAAAAGCCAAUAUGCCUACCUUCCAGAGAUGAUACAAAUGUAGUUUAUACCAACUGCUGGGUAACUGGAUGGGGCUUCACGGAGGAAAAAGGUAAAAUCCAGAAUAUCCUACAGAAGGUAAAUAUUCCUUUGGUAUCAAAUGAAGAAUGCCAGAAAAGUUACAGAGAUCAUAAAAUAUCCAAACAGAUGAUCUGUGCUGGCUAUAAAGAAGGAGGAAAAGAUGCUUGUAAGGGUGAUUCAGGGGGUCCCUUGGUUUGUAAAUACAAUGGAAUAUGGCAUUUGGUGGGCAUCACCAGUUGGGGUGAAGGCUGUGCCCGCCGUGAACAACCAGGAGUCUACACCAAAGUUAUAGAAUAUAUGGACUGGAUUUUAGAGAAAACACAGGAUGAUGAUGGUCAGUCUUGGAUGAAGUAGCCACUCUGAAGAAGCAUCAUAGAGACAGGAAAGAGCCCAGCUCAGAGCAUUAGUUUUACAACCUGGCUUCAAUUCAGGUAUGGAACCUUGGGGUUCUCAUCUGAAAAAACAUGGAGCAUGGGAUCUACCUCCUGUCCUUGUUGUAAGGAUAAAAAGGGACAAUGCAUAAUGCUUUCAGCAUCCAGUAAUAAUGCUAUAAUGUGAGAUAAGACAACUGAAUAUCUCCAUGAUUGUUUGUUUUGAAAUAAAAUGGCCAAAUAGUGUGAUAAAAAA
Sus scrofa (pig) is the source of this 2218-nucleotide messenger RNA. It is a transcript of the gene KLKB1, whose product is annotated as kallikrein B1. The record is from RefSeq and is marked provisional. NCBI's taxonomy places the organism in Eukaryota, Metazoa, Chordata, Mammalia, Artiodactyla, Suidae. Gene Ontology annotation, biological process: proteolysis. Gene Ontology annotation, cellular component: extracellular region. Gene Ontology annotation, molecular function: protein binding; serine-type endopeptidase activity.